AUGUCGUCUGAAUUUUGCGGGCCAUGCAAGGAAACAGAGUGCAUGGAUGUGACGGAUUGCGAGGCGGCCGCUCUCAAGGCGCUCUACCAGCGGAUGGCUGACGAGCGGCCGUCCUUGGACUGCGACCCACCACGGAAGCCCACGGUGGAAGAGGCCAUGGCGACGAAGGAAGCGGCGGAAGCGGCGUGCGACCGGGCGCCGGGAGUGUCGCCGUUGAAAUACUUCGACAAGCAGAUGAUGGCCACUCUGGACUCCAAGAUGGUGACCACCUCGGACGCCGGCACCAACGACAAGGCCACCGUGCCGGAUCCCAUACUGUUCGCCAAGUGCAAGGCCAUUCCGGCAGGCACGAUCAACGCUGUGCUGUACGGCAUGGACGUGGAGCGGGCAGUGACGGGUCGGUCGGCCGAGCGGGACGGUCUGCAGGACGCGGCCGAGUGGCUGCUGAUGGCCGAGGCGGCGUGCAAGCAUAGCGGCGCGGUGCACGCUGCCCAGGUGGCGGCCCAGGUGCAGCCAGAGCCCAAGUACGCCGAGGACGCGGCCCGGAUCGGCGCCAAGGCGUACACGGCGGCAGCGCGGGGAGACAGGCCCGGCGGGUCCACGUCUGAGACUCCAGUCGAGGUGGUCGGCUACGUCGGGUGCACCAGACCACCGGACAGCACCCCCAAGAGGAACGCCUGCUGA
This is a messenger RNA of Macrosiphum euphorbiae (potato aphid), 684 nucleotides long. NCBI's taxonomy places the organism in Eukaryota, Metazoa, Arthropoda, Insecta, Hemiptera, Aphididae. The record is from the annotation of a GenBank genome assembly.